This is a messenger RNA of Myotis lucifugus (little brown bat), 3010 nucleotides long. It is a transcript of the gene STT3A, whose product is annotated as STT3A, catalytic subunit of the oligosaccharyltransferase complex. Bases 134 to 2251 code for a protein of 705 amino acids. The record is from RefSeq and is a predicted model, not a curated record. Gene Ontology annotation, biological process: post-translational protein modification. NCBI's taxonomy places the organism in Eukaryota, Metazoa, Chordata, Mammalia, Chiroptera, Vespertilionidae. The transcript is spliced from 18 exons. Gene Ontology annotation, molecular function: dolichyl-diphosphooligosaccharide-protein glycotransferase activity. Gene Ontology annotation, cellular component: membrane.
GUCCCGGAGGCGGACCUGGCCUCUGCCAGGGUUGAGUGCGCCGCUGAGCGGAUGGCCGUGGGAGCUGAGCGGAUUCCCGAGCAACGCCGGCCAGCUACUUGAGUGUCAUCUGUUGCCACCCAUCGAUGUCAAGAUGACUAAGCUGGGAUUUUUGCGGUUGUCCUAUGAGAAGCAGGACACGCUGCUGAAGCUUCUCAUUCUGUCCAUGGCUGCUGUGUUGUCAUUCUCCACUCGUCUCUUUGCCGUCCUGAGAUUUGAAAGUGUCAUCCACGAGUUUGAUCCGUACUUUAAUUAUCGGACUACCCGGUUCCUUGCUGAGGAGGGGUUUUAUAAAUUCCAUAACUGGUUUGAUGACCGGGCCUGGUACCCAUUGGGCCGAAUCAUUGGUGGAACGAUUUACCCAGGCUUAAUGAUCACCUCUGCUGCAAUCUACCAUGUACUCCAUUUUUUCCACAUCACCAUCGACAUUCGGAAUGUCUGUGUGUUCCUGGCCCCUCUCUUCUCUUCCUUCACCACCAUCGUCACGUACCACCUUACCAAAGAGCUCAAGGAUGCGGGGGCUGGACUUCUUGCUGCUGCCAUGAUUGCUGUAGUUCCUGGGUAUAUCUCCCGAUCUGUAGCUGGCUCCUAUGACAAUGAAGGAAUUGCCAUCUUUUGCAUGCUACUCACUUACUACAUGUGGAUCAAAGCAGUAAAGACUGGUUCCAUCUAUUGGGCAGCCAAGUGUGCCCUUGCUUAUUUCUACAUGGUCUCUUCAUGGGGAGGCUAUGUGUUCUUGAUCAACUUGAUCCCGCUCCAUGUGCUGGUGCUGAUGCUCACGGGACGCUUCUCCCACCGGAUCUAUGUGGCCUAUUGCACUGUCUACUGCCUGGGCACCAUUCUUUCCAUGCAGAUCUCCUUUGUGGGCUUCCAGCCUGUCCUCUCAUCAGAGCACAUGGCAGCCUUUGGGGUCUUUGGCCUCUGCCAGAUCCAUGCCUUUGUGGAUUAUCUGCGCAGCAAGUUGAACCCACAGCAAUUUGAAGUUCUUUUUCGAAGUGUCAUCUCCCUGGUCGGCUUUGUCCUUCUCACCGUGGGAACUCUCCUCAUGCUCACAGGAAAAAUAUCUCCCUGGACGGGGCGUUUCUACUCACUGCUGGAUCCUUCUUACGCGAAGAACAACAUCCCCAUCAUUGCUUCUGUGUCUGAGCAUCAGCCUACGACCUGGUCUUCAUACUAUUUUGACCUGCAGCUUCUUGUCUUCAUGUUUCCAGUUGGUCUCUAUUACUGCUUUAGCAACCUGUCCGAUGCCCGGAUUUUCAUCAUCAUGUAUGGUGUGACCAGCAUGUACUUUUCAGCUGUCAUGGUGCGUCUGAUGCUGGUGCUGGCGCCUGUUAUGUGCAUUCUUUCUGGCAUCGGAGUCUCCCAGGUACUGUCCACUUACAUGAAGAAUCUAGACAUCAGUCGUCCAGACAAGAAGAGCAAGAAGCAACAGGAUUCUACCUACCCUAUUAAGAAUGAAGUGGCAAGUGGGAUGAUAUUGGUCAUGGCUUUCUUUCUCAUUACCUACACCUUUCAUUCAACCUGGGUGACCAGUGAGGCCUACUCUUCUCCCUCCAUUGUGCUGUCUGCUCGUGGUGGGGAUGGCAGUAGAAUCAUUUUUGAUGAUUUUCGAGAAGCGUACUAUUGGCUUCGUCACAAUACUCCAGAGGAUGCUAAGGUCAUGUCAUGGUGGGAUUAUGGCUACCAGAUCACAGCUAUGGCGAAUCGGACGAUUUUAGUGGACAAUAACACGUGGAAUAAUACCCAUAUUUCUCGAGUAGGGCAGGCAAUGGCAUCCACAGAAGAAAAAGCCUAUGAGAUCAUGAGGGAGCUUGAUGUUAGCUACGUGUUGGUCAUAUUUGGAGGCCUUACUGGGUAUUCCUCUGAUGACAUCAACAAGUUUCUGUGGAUGGUCCGGAUUGGAGGGAGCACAGACACAGGCAGACAUAUCAAGGAGCAUGAUUAUUAUACUCCAACUGGGGAAUUCCGUGUGGACCGGGAGGGUUCUCCGGUGCUGCUCAACUGCCUUAUGUACAAGAUGUGUUACUACCGCUUUGGACAGGUGUACACAGAAGCCAAGCGUCCACCAGGUUUUGACCGUGUGCGGAAUGCUGAGAUUGGGAAUAAGGACUUUGAGCUCGAUGUCCUGGAGGAAGCUUAUACCACAGAGCACUGGCUAGUAAGGAUAUACAAGGUAAAGGACCUGGAUAAUCGAGGCUUGUCAAGGACAUAAACAUUACGUCCAGCUCUGAUAUGCUUCGCACUGAGCGCGUCACGUUUAGGACGCUGAAGAUGUUUUUAAAAUAUGCAGUUUAUAAGACUGGAGCACGAUGGGAUUAGAAUUGUCUGGAAGUUUUGCCCUGGGUAAUAUGGGCUGGGCCAAAUGCAAUGAUUUUUUUUUUAUAAUUCUGAGAGGUUACCAAAUGAAAUGUCAUGGCUUUACUUUGGUCAAUUAAAGGGAGGGAAUUUUUUUUUUUUAAUGUGCCUUAUUUGUUUUUAUUUUUGACUGAUUUGAGGAAGGCAGAAGUUUAUGCUGGGCUGAUAAAAGGACAGAAAGCAGGCCUCAUCCCUGUUUUUAGCUUCCUAAAUCAGCUAUGUAGGGGCAUACUGUCUUUAUCAAGUCAGGAAAACUUCAAGGGCUGGGUCAGAUCCUACAUAUACAAACAAUUUUGUCAUUUCAAAAAUUACAGCACUGAGCACAAUGCUGUGCACAUAGUAGGUGCUCAAUAAACUUUUAUUGAAUGAAUAAAUGUGGGACUAGAGGAGUGCCAUUUCUGGGUAGGAAAGGCAGCGAUGUUGCCAUCAUGUCUCUGUUCUCAACAUUAUCUCAUCCUUGGAAGCUCCAACUUUAUGAGGGAGAGAAGGUGGCUAGCCAGACCUGAUCUCUAUUCUUUGGGACUAGCUAGGUGGUUUUUUCUUUUCUUUUUUUUUUCGUUCUUUUUUUAGCAGGAAUAAAUCAAGUGAGAAUAAAUCAGCAGUUUUGAAGAUUCAA